Syngnathus typhle (broad-nosed pipefish) is the source of this 1960-nucleotide messenger RNA. RefSeq names its product sosondowah ankyrin repeat domain family member Ab (gene sowahab). Bases 60 to 1169 code for a protein of 369 amino acids. Gene Ontology annotation, molecular function: protein binding. The transcript has a single exon. NCBI's taxonomy places the organism in Eukaryota, Metazoa, Chordata, Actinopteri, Syngnathiformes, Syngnathidae. The record is from RefSeq and is a predicted model, not a curated record.
UCCCGGAGGAGAUCAUCAAAACAUUAUUUCGACUCACACCACAAUCGGACAACAGCGCGAUGUCUUUGACCCAAGAGUCCGUUUUGUCUUUUUUACUGGAGCGAGGGGGCAAAGUGAAGAACGCUGAUCUACUCGCCCACUUCGGCGUUCUCAUCAACGGCGCGUCGCCCGCGGAAAAGCAACACAAUAGGGAGCUGUUCAAGAAGUUGGUCAACAGCGUAGCCGUGGUUCGCCAGACGGACGGGGUGAAGUUCGUGGCGGUCAAGAAGCGGUACCAGGAUUUUGUGAAAGAUGUGCUGCAUGAGACUUUGUCCUAUUCAAACUCGACUUUGCAAAUUGGUCAUUCAGACGUGAAAAAUACCAGUGCGUCGCACGUGAACUUGCAAAGAAGUAAGUCAGAAACUACUCUCAAAGUGCUGAACAUUUGUAGAGAUCAAGUAGGCAGCAGAUCUUCAGGAGCUGUGUUUGCCGUAGUAGCGGUCACCUCUCCUUCUAAAGGGAAACCGCAAUCUACAUCCCAACAUGUUCCAGCUUACAAUGAAGACAAACCCCUGCAAAGUUGGAGAAACCGUCACACCGAUGACCAGAAGAAGAGGCAGGCCGACGAAGCCGAGUGCUGCGGGUCGGUACCCCUCGACCCCCUGGUCCACGAGUGGCUGGUGAAGUGCGCCGCCGGGCUGUGGGGGCAAGUCCACGCCAUGCUCCUGCAGGACGCCCGCCUGGUCCAGAAGAAGGACUUCAUGUCAGGCUUCACGGCGCUGCACUGGGCUGCCAAGGAUGGAAAUGGCGAGAUGGUCCACAAGCUGAUGGACAUCGCCCGUAGGAGAGGGGCACAUGUUAACGUUAACAGCAAAGCUCACGGGGGCUACACACCUCUACACAUCGCCGCCAUACACAACCACACAGAGGUCAUGCUUCAACUGGUCCAACGUUACGGCGCAAGUGUUGACGAGAGGGACAACGACGGCAAGAAGGCCCGCCACUACCUGGGGGCCGGUGUGUCAGCGGAGGUCAGAGCCCUCGUGGGAGGUGUGCAACUAUCUAAAUACUGGAACAAGACGGACGACGAGCAUUACCGGGAGCAGCCGAAAGGUCUCAACACUAUCAGUAAGCUGUUCCAGCCUCACAGGAAGCAGAAAUGUGCAACAAGACUCACGAUUGACGCAUGAGACUCAGCAGUGUUUCCUUAUCUUCUGUCUGUUAUGUACCCUAUACACACAUUGGAUAUGGUUAAUAAUUUUUUUUUAUUUUGUAUAAAAAAAACAGAAAACCCACACACCCACUUUUUUGUUGCUACUGCUAUUGACUUUUGCUAUAGCUGUUGUUUUUAAAUCAUACUUGGAUUGGUGUAACAAAUGGUUUUAUAUGAUUAGUGGAUAUGAAAGUUCUGUGACAUUUUAUGAUCUUUUCAUCGUGGAACUGGAAUCGUUUGAAAAUGCAUUUGCAUUUUGAGGGGACUUGUAUGGGGUUGAUUAUGCAGAUCAGGUCAUUUUCUUGGUGGACUUGCGGUUGUCAUGGAUACAGGAGCAUGGGCCCCAUUUUCUGGCAAAAGAGUUGCAUGGAGCCUCCAGAGUUGUAGAUGGGUUCUGGAUUAGACACGAAUGACAUAUUUUCAUUGAAAUUGGUCUCAUGAUUUGUUCAAGAACCAAUGAGAUGUUCCAGUCUUGUCACAGUUUUACUUGGAAGUGCCACAAUACAAAAUAAGUAUUCUGUCUGUAUGAUGAUUCACUAAUCACUUAAAAGGGCAAACAAUAGCUGUCAUUUGUAAUGUUUUUUUUAAUUCAAAUUGUUUGGUCCUUUCAUGGCUUUGAAAAGUUAAAGCUUUGUUUUCUAUCAAUAUCUCCCCAUUUUCUGAAACGAUUGUCCGCAUGAGAGUCAUAGGUGAGCUGGAGCCCAUGCCUGCUGACUUUGAGCAAGCUGGCUGCAAUGCCAAUCACAGGGCCUAUAUAAACACAAAUAA